AUGAAGGUAGAACGUGUGCUUUCUCGGCUGGUGCUGGCUUCGUCAGUAGCCACAGCUCAUCCUACAUUUCGAGGACGUGUGAUCGACCGGCGAGACUAUCUGCUCUCGGCCUACGACUAUGUAGUGGUGGGAGCUGGUGCAAGCGGCCUUACAGUGGCCAACCGGCUCAGUGAGGAUGAUGCAACAACUGUCCUCGUCAUAGAAGCUGGUCAAUUUGACCAGGGUGAAGAUAUCGUGACUAUUCCCGGUCUGGCUGGUGGGGCGGUUGGCACUCAAUACGAUUGGAAUACCUCGUACAUCCCGACUGAAUAUGUCGAGAAUCGCGCGAUAUCGAUACCUCAAGGCAAAGUCGUUGGCGGCUCGACCAAGCUUAAUCGUAUGGUCUUUGAUCGUGGCUCAAAGUCUGACUAUGACCGCUGGGAGGAACUUGGGAACUCUGGAUGGGGCUGGGACUCUCUUUUACCAUAUUUCAAAAAGAACGAGUUCUUCACGCCACCAGAUGAGCAAAUCGCCUCCACGUAUAAUAUUACUUACGAUGUGUCUGCCCAUGGAUUUGAUGGUUAUAUGAAUGUCAGCUAUGCGCCAUUCAUUUGGCCAACAACUAAGGACUUUGCAAGUGCAAUCGAGGAAGUCGGGAUAUCAAUUUCACCAGACCAGGCAAAUGGAAAUGCCAUUGGUGGUUUCUACAUCCCGCACAACCAGGAUCCUUCCACGGCGACUCGAUCAUCCGCAAGAGAAGCAUAUUACGACACAGUCGAGACCCGCGGUAACUUGCAUCUGAUCACUGGGCAACAAGUCACGCGUAUUCUGAGUGAUGUAACCGGAGACACCGUAUCUGUCACGGGUGUGGAGUUUGCAUCGAGUCGUAAUGCUUCAAAAUCAUCCGUUACGGUCCAGAAGGAGGCCAUAUUGGCAGCCGGUGCCAUUUUUACACCGCAGAUUCUCCAAGUCUCUGGCAUUGGCGAUUCGACUUACCUUUCCAGCAUCAACGUGAGCACAGUGGUCGACUUGCCAGCUGUCGGGCAGAACUUCCACGACCACAUCCUCUUGACAACUGUCAACACGAUUGUUGCACCUCUUACCGCUAGCAAUCUCACCACCAAUGCGACAUACGCAGCCGAGUCACGCGAGCUCUAUGACACUGAGCACACAGGGCCAUAUGCCAAUCCAACCGGCGACUUCCUCGUCUUCCUUCCUCUCCUGAACUUCACAGACCAGUGGGCCACCAUCCAGGCCGAAGCAACUGCACAAGAUCCGGCGGCAUAUCUUCUCAAUGAUACAGCCGCGGAAGUCAUCGAGGGCUACAAGCAACAGCACCAAGUCCUGAGCGAAAAGCUAGGAUCGGCAGACUCUGGCGUUCUGGAGCUCAUCUGGGCCGACGGCGCAGUUGUGCUCGGUUUGGAACACCCUUACUCUCGAGGUAGCAUCAAGGCGCCGUCGGCAGAUAUCUUUGACGCGCCCUUGGCCGAUCCAAACUACCUGAGCAACCCGCUCGAUGUCGAGAUUCUUGUCGAGGGCAUCAAGUUUGUACGGUCGCUGAUGGGAGCAGAUGCGCUUGCUCCGCUGCAGCCAUUCGAAGUCCUGCCCGGUGCCAACAUCACGAGCGACGCGGAUCUUGAAAGCUUCAUCCGCCAGUCGGCCGGUACUCUCUAUCACCCGGCCGGAAGUUGCAAGCUGGGCGCCAAGGAGCAAGGAGGUGUGGUUGACAACCAGCUCAAGGUCUACGGCAUCGAAGGAUUGCGCAUUGUUGAUGCAAGCGUUAUGCCACUGUUGCCAGCCAGUCACACAAUGACUACGGUCUAUGCAGUGGCAGAGAAGGUGAGUGAUCCAAACACGUCUCAGAAUCGGCGUUUCUUGUACUUGAUGUGA
Molecule: messenger RNA, 1869 nt
Organism: Pestalotiopsis fici W106-1
Lineage: Eukaryota; Fungi; Ascomycota; Sordariomycetes; Amphisphaeriales; Sporocadaceae
Exons: 8
Coding region: 1-1869 (622 amino acids)
Biological process (GO): secondary metabolite biosynthetic process
Molecular function (GO): flavin adenine dinucleotide binding; oxidoreductase activity, acting on CH-OH group of donors
Source: RefSeq, a predicted model, not a curated record